This is a messenger RNA of Camponotus floridanus (Florida carpenter ant), 978 nucleotides long. RefSeq lists its product as uncharacterized. The record is from RefSeq and is a predicted model, not a curated record. Bases 1 to 978 code for a protein of 325 amino acids. The transcript has a single exon. Gene Ontology annotation, molecular function: nucleic acid binding. Gene Ontology annotation, biological process: DNA integration. NCBI's taxonomy places the organism in Eukaryota, Metazoa, Arthropoda, Insecta, Hymenoptera, Formicidae.
AUGGGCGACCUCCCUCGAGAGCGAGUCACUCCUGCUCGUCCCUUCCUGAGAACGGGAGUCGAUUAUGCCGGCCCGAUAUUCAUCCGCACAUCCAAAGGGCGUGGACAUCGAGCGCAUAAGGCGUUCGUAGUUGUAUUCGUUUGCCUUUGUUCCAGAGCGAUCCACCUUGAAGUAGCGUCUGACUACUCCUCAGACGCUUUUCUCGCCGCCUUCCGCAGGUUCGUUUCCCGCCGAGGACUGUGCGAGGAAAUCUACUCAGACUGCGGGACAAACUUUGUCGGAGCAGACAGACAACUCCGAGAACUUUUCCGAGCAUCUUCUUCCGACGGCCGUCGCAUCUCUCAGGCCGUCAUCAAGGAAGGUAUAUCCUGGCGCUUCAACCCGCCUAGCGCACCACACUUUGGAGGACUCUGGGAGGCGGCGGUGAAGUCGACGAAACAUCACCUGCGACGGGUGAUAGGAGAGGCUACGCUCACCUUCGAGGAGAUGAGUACUCUUCUGGCUCAAAUCGAAGCGUGUCUGAACUCUCGUCCAUUGCAGGCCUUAUCUGACGAUCCGGACGACCUGUCUGCACUGACUCCAGGGCAUCUCCUCAUAGGCGCCCCUCUACUGGCGGUUCCAGAGCCUUCAUCGGCCGAACGGUCACCGAGUACGUUGUCGCGGUGGCAGUUACUCCAGCGAAUGCGCGACCACUUCUGGCAGCGAUGGUCCCAGGAGUACAUCCACGCCUUGGCAUCCCGUCCAAAAUGGCUCAAGGCCGAGCUCGCUCCGGAGAUCGGAGCUUUGUGCCUCAUCCGCUCGGAGUCUACUCCACCUACCCGAUGGCCUCUCGCGCGUAUCAUCAGGUUACACCCAGGAAGCGACGGCACUGUCCGCGUGGUGACCGUCCGAACAUCCACUUCGGAACUCGUCCGGCCGAUCGUAAAGCUCGUCUUUCUGCCGGGAGUCAAGGAGGCUCACACGCCCGCGGACGAGUAG